UAAAGCAAUAGGUUCGUAACAUUUCCAUACCAGUUACUUAAAAGAGCUCAAUCACGUCGCCAUCAACGCUCGUCAGGCAUAUCGUCAAGCGUACACUCGCAGGCGGUGUUAAUAAAUUCAAGCAAGGCAAAAUUAUGGUCAUAACACACAAUGUUAAGGGCUACGAAGAGUUCUCCAAGAAAAUGGAGGAACUAGAAACCGGUGACGGCAACAACCAAGUGCAUGUCCUCUUCAGUGGUGGCAAAGACGAAAAUGGCGAGAGCUGGUGUCCAUAUUGUGUCAAGGCUGAGCCGGUGAUACAUGAUGCAUUGAAGAAGGCCCCUGAGAACUCCCACUUUGUGCAUGUCGAUGUUGGCGAGCGUUCAUACUGGAAAGACUUGAAUUGUCCAUUCCGCAAGGAUCCAAACACCCAUCUGAUUUUCUUGCCAACACUGCUGCGCUGGAAGUCGCCACAGCGAUUGGACGGCGAACGCUGCUCCAACAAGGAUCUGGUCGAGAUGAUGUUCGAGGAUGAGGAAUGAUUACACAAGCAACUCCAAAUUAAUGGCAGCCUCCAUUGCACAUAUUUACAACA
Molecule: messenger RNA, 574 nt
Organism: Drosophila navojoa
Lineage: Eukaryota; Metazoa; Arthropoda; Insecta; Diptera; Drosophilidae
Gene: cl
Product: thioredoxin domain-containing protein 17 clot
Cellular component (GO): cytosol
Molecular function (GO): protein-disulfide reductase [NAD(P)H] activity
Source: RefSeq, a predicted model, not a curated record